UUAUCCUUCUCUCAAAACAAUUUGUUCUCAAUCACAUAAAACAACAUAUACGUAGUACGGAGUAUAAGCUAGCUAAAGGAAUAUAUGGCAAUCAAAACCAAGACUUCAUCAACUCCUGCACCACCUUCUUACGUCGAUUUCGAUCCUGCUUGUGAUUUGAAGAAAGAACAAGGCCAUGAAACUUUGACCAUCCAUCUCCCUGACUUCAAGAAAAAUCAAAUCAGGGUACAAGUUAACAAAGAUGGAGUCCUCAGAGUGAGCGGCGAGAGACCAACAAGUGAAGAUGGAACAAAGCGGUGUCGUUUUGUUAAGGAAACUAAAAUACCAAAUGACAGUGAUGUAAACCUAAUUCAAGCUAAGUUCACUGAUGGUCGCCUACAUGUUACCAUGUCAAAGAAAGUUACACCCUCAACUCCUCAAGUCAUCCAAGAGAAACCUACAUUGACACCGUCGCCGUCACCUCCUCCACCACAACCGGUGGUUACUGAUCAAAAGCCGAAAGCUGAGGCCGGCGAUCUGAUCUCGGAUGAUCAAACACCAAAGGGUACUGAUCAUGAAAAUGGUAUUGAUCAGCCAAAGGGUGAUCAUGUAUUUGAGCAUGAAAGUAUCAUACAAAGGCUACACUUGCAAGGAAGAAAGGUGGUGGCGUUGGGAUUUGGUGUUGCGGUUGUUACUAUGGCGGUGGCAAUUGGAGCUUUUGUUGCUUCUUAAUUAAACAUAAGUUUCUAAUUAAUAUUUCUUCUUCCUUCUCUGUAUUAAUUGUUCUGUUUUACAUUGGAAACACUAAAUUAAUAAACACUUGGUGAAUGAUUUCAUUUGA
Spinacia oleracea (spinach) is the source of this 820-nucleotide messenger RNA. RefSeq lists its product as uncharacterized. Gene Ontology annotation, biological process: cellular response to heat. NCBI's taxonomy places the organism in Eukaryota, Viridiplantae, Streptophyta, Magnoliopsida, Caryophyllales, Amaranthaceae. Bases 85 to 711 code for a protein of 208 amino acids. The record is from RefSeq and is a predicted model, not a curated record. The transcript is spliced from 2 exons.